This is a messenger RNA of Humulus lupulus (European hop), 3945 nucleotides long. RefSeq lists its product as uncharacterized. NCBI's taxonomy places the organism in Eukaryota, Viridiplantae, Streptophyta, Magnoliopsida, Rosales, Cannabaceae. Gene Ontology annotation, molecular function: nucleic acid binding. The transcript is spliced from 5 exons. The record is from RefSeq and is a predicted model, not a curated record. Gene Ontology annotation, biological process: DNA integration. The coding region runs from base 1 to 3945 and encodes 1314 amino acids.
AUGUUGGUGCAUAAUUUUUAUAAUGGUUUGAAUGGGACGACAAGAACAAUUAUAGAUGAUGCGGCGGGAGGUGCCUUUAUGAGCAAAAGUGCUAAUGAGGCAUAUGAGCUAUUAGAGGAGAUGGUGAUGAACAAUUACCAAUGGCCAAAUGAAAGGGGGCAGCCAAAGAAGGUGGCUGGAAUGAUGGAAGUGGAUGCCAUAACCAUGCUUACCGCUCAAGUAGCCGCUUUGACGAAGCAAUUGCAAAAGACUACCCUACCCUCUCAAGCUAUGCAAGUUCAAAACUCAUGUGAAGUGUGUGGUACAGCCCAUCAACCAAACCAAUGCCCUGCUACAGACAUGAAUAAUAUGCCCAUGGAAGAAGUCCAAGCCAUAGGAAAUUACCCAAGACAGCCUAACAAUCCCAAUUCCAUGACUUACAACCCAGCUUGGAAGAACCAUCCCAAUUUUUCCUGGUCUAACAACCAAAACACUCUCCAACCUUAUCCUCAACCUCAGCCACCUUAUAUACCUACCCAAAAUAGGCCACCCUAUCCCCAACAAUAUGCACACCAAAAUCCUCCACCGGGCUACUAUCAACCACAAAAUAGACCACCUCCACCCAUGCCAAUGAAACCAGCUGAAUCCCAACCUGAUUGCCAAGCUAUUACCUUGAGGAGUGGAGCGAAAUAUGAAGGGCCAAAGAAGAGUCAGUCAGUAGAAGAUGAGAAGAAGUUGGAUAAUAAAAAGGUUACUGAAGACCUUAAGAAAGAAGAGGAGACCCCACCUGUAACUAUUGAGCAUCAUGUUAGAGUUCCAUAUCCACAAAGACUUCGCAAGCAUAAUUUGGAUAAGCAGUUUGCAAAGUUUUUAGAGGUGUUCAAGAAGUUACACAUUAAUAUACCAUUUGCGGAAGCAUUAGAACAAAUGCCAAGCUAUGUAAAGUUCAUGAAGGAGAUUCUCUCAAAUAAGAGAAAAAUGGGUGAUUAUGAAACAGUGGCAUUAACAGAAGAAUGCAGCGCAAUUUUGCAACGGAAGCUUCCUCAAAAGUUGAGAGAUCCUGGGAGUUUUACCAUUCCAUGCACUAUUGGGGAGUUCGAAUGUAAGCAUGCCCUAUGUGAUUUGGGGGCGAGUAUUAAUUUAAUGCCUUUGUCAGUAUUCCGAAGGCUUGGUUUGGGGGAAGCUAGGCCAACUACAGUAACAUUACAGCUGGCUGAUAGAUCUGUGAAGCAUCCUCGUGGUAUUAUAGAAGAUGUGUUGGGAGAGUUGAAGCUGAGAGUUCAAGGGGAGGAAGUAGUAUUUAAUGUGUGUAAGGCUAUGACUUAUCCUAAAACAAGUGAUAGUUGUUUCUCUGUUGAUGUAGUCGAAGAAGUAGUGGAAAGGAAAACAUUAAGGGAGGAUCCUCUUGAGUUGAGUCUCACAGUUGAUGAUGUAGAUGGUGAGGAGAAUGAAGAGGUGAUGAGUUACUUAAAUUGGAUAAAAUCAGCUGAGCCUUGGAAACAUAAGAAAUUUGAAGAGUUGGGGGCAGGACCAGACAGACCAGUACCAUCGAUUCAGAAGCCACCUGUUUUAGAGUUAAAGGUUUUACCAGACCACCUUCGUUAUGCUUAUCUUGGGGAGAAAGAGACUCUUCCAGUUAUAGUCUCAUCAUUUCUUUCGGAGGUAGAGGAGGAGAAAUUGUUGAGGGUGUUACGGGCUCAUAAAACUGCUAUAGGGUGGACUUUGGCUGAUAUAAGAGGAAUUAGUCCAUCAACAGUCAUGCAUAGAAUUCUGAUGGAAGAUGAGGCGAAACCGACUAUCGACGCUCAAAGAAGGCUUAAUCCAACAAUGAAAGAAGUGGUGAGGAAAGAGAUUUUGAAGUGGUUGGAUGCUGGGGUGAUUUACCCAAUUUCUGAUAGUGCUUGGGUAAGCCCAGUGCAAGUGGUACCGAAAAAAGGGGGUAUGACAGUGAUAAAGAAUGAAAGCAAUGAAUUGAUUCCAACUAGGACAGUGAUGGGGUGUGAGGAGUCGCAUUUGGUGCUUAAUUGGGAAAAGUGCCACUUUAUGGUUAGUGAAGGCAUUGUAUUGGGGCACAAAAUUUCUAAGAAAGGAAUUGAAGUGGAUCGUGCUAAGAUUUCUACCAUAGAGAAUUUGCCACCGCCAAUUUCAGUUAAAGGAGUAAGGAGUUUCUUGGGCCAUGCGGGGUUUUAUCGAAGAUUUAUCAAAGACUUCUCUAAGAUCUCAAAGCCGUUGUCUAACUUGUUGAUGAAUGGGGUUCCGUUUGAUUUUAAUGAUGAUUGUUUGGCUGCUUUCAAGACUCUCAAGGAGAAGCUCAUUUCAGCCCCGAUAGUAUGUACUCCUAAUUGGGAACUUCCAUUUGAGCUUAUGUGCGAUGCUAGUGAUUAUGCGGUUGGAGCGGUUCUUGGGCAGCGAGUGGAUAAGGUAUUUCUAACUAUAUACUAUGCUAGUCGGACUUUAAAUGAUGCUCAACUGAAUUAUGCAACAACGGAAAAAGAACUUCUAGCCAUAGUUUAUGCCUUCGACAAGUUCCGUCCAUAUUUGAUUGGAAACAAGGUGGUAGUCUAUACGGAUCAUUCGGCAAUAAAGUAUCUCAUGACUAAGAAAGAUUCCGAGCCUCGUCUUAUUCGGUGGAUUUUUCUAUUACAAGAAUUUGAUGUGGAAAUUAAGGAUAAGAAGGGUACUGAGAACUUGGUGGCUGAUCAUCUGUCUCGUUUAGAAGUGGGGGUAAAUUCUCUUAAUAAAGAAGUUCAGAUUAAUGAUGCUUUUCCGGAUGAGCAGUUGUUCGAAGUGAAUGUUGGUAAGGAGGUUCCAUGGUUUGCGGACUAUGUAAAUUAUUUGGCUGCCAAGGUUGUACCCCCUGAAAUGACAAGGCAACAAUUAAAGAAGUUUUAUUCGGAGGUGAAGCAUUAUUAUUGGGAGGAGCCUACUCUGUACAAGCAUUGCCCGGAUCAAGUUAUUCGUAGAUGUGUUCCUGAGGAGGAGAUGUUGUCAAUCUUAACUCGCUGUCAUAGUUUGCAUUGCGGUGGUCAUUUUGGCAGAACAAGAACAGCUGCGAAAGUUUUGCAAAGUGGGUUUUACUGGCCUACAUUAUUUAAGGAUGCUAAUGAUUUUGUCAAAAGUUGCGACCGUUGUCAACGAACUGGGAACAUAACAAGAAGAGAUCAAAUGCCGAUGACCGCAACUCCUACUUGUGAUGGGAAGGAAGUUAUUAAAUUCCUUCAUAAAAAUAUGUUCACUCGAUUUGGUACUCCAAGAGCUAUUAUUAGUGAUCGGGGAAGUCAUUUUUGCAAUAAGUGGUUCACCGCUCUUUGUGCUCGUUAUGGUGUUCAUCAUCGCAAGGCAUUAUUUUAUCACCCAAUUGCAAAUGGCCAAGCUGAAGUAUCGAAUAGAGAAAUAAAAGGUAUCUUGGAAAAGACAAUAAAUACUUCGAGGAAGGAUUGGUCGAAGAAGCUCGAUGAUUCACUUUGGGCUUAUCGCACGGCAUUUAAAACUCUGAUUGGAAUGUCACCAUAUCGAUUGGUGUUUGGUAAGGCUUGUCAUCUACCGGUGGAAUUGGAGCAUAGAGCCUUUUGGGCUGUGAAAAAGUUGAAUGUUGAUCUCUUCAUGGCGGGGCAGAAUAGGCUUAUGGAGUUAAAUGAAUUGGAGGAAUUCCGAAAUGAAGCCUAUGAGAAUGCGAAGAUAUAUAAGGAGAAAUCGAAGGCUUUUCAUGAUAAGAAAAUAUUGAGGAAGGAUUUUCAACCAGGGGAUAAAGUUUUUCUUUUUAAUUCUAGGCUUAAACUUUUUCCUGGAAAACUGAAGUCAAGAUGGUCUGGACUGUAUACGGUAGUAUUUUCACUUCCUUAUGGAGCAGUACAAGUUCAUAGUGAAAAGACGGGAGAUUUUAAGGUGAACGGACAGAGAUUGAAGCAUUACUUGGAGGGACCGGUGGAGACAUGUAGAACCGUGGUUGAGUUGGAAUUGAUUUGA